Molecule: messenger RNA, 1187 nt
Organism: Lepus europaeus (European hare)
Lineage: Eukaryota; Metazoa; Chordata; Mammalia; Lagomorpha; Leporidae
Gene: AQP1
Product: aquaporin 1 (Colton blood group)
Exons: 4
Coding region: 69-878 (269 amino acids)
Biological process (GO): renal water transport; hyperosmotic response; carbon dioxide transmembrane transport
Cellular component (GO): membrane
Molecular function (GO): carbon dioxide transmembrane transporter activity; ammonium channel activity; glycerol transmembrane transporter activity
Source: RefSeq, a predicted model, not a curated record
CUGUGGCUGAGCUUGCAGGCAGUGGAGCCCCAGGCAGCGAGCCGCCUCCCGCCGAGCCCCCAGCCAGCAUGGCCAGCGAGUUCAAGAAGAAGAUCUUCUGGAGGGCGGUGGUGGCCGAGUUCCUGGCCAUGACCCUCUUCGUCUUCAUCAGCAUCGGUUCUGCCCUGGGCUUCCAGUACCCGGUGGGCAGCAACCAGACGGCCGUGCAGGACAACGUGAAGGUGUCGCUGGCCUUCGGCCUGAGCAUCGCCACACUGGCCCAGAGCGUGGGCCACAUCAGCGGCGCCCACCUCAACCCGGCCGUCACGCUGGGCCUGUUGCUCAGCUGCCAGAUCAGCAUCCUGCGAGCCGUCCUGUACAUCAUCGCCCAGUGCGUGGGGGCCAUCGUCGCCACCGCCAUCCUCUCGGGCGUCACCUCGUCCCUGCCCAUGAACUCGCUCGGCCGCAACGACCUGGCCCCUGGCGUGAACUCAGGCCAGGGCCUGGGCAUCGAGAUCAUCGGCACCCUGCAGCUGGUGCUGUGCGUGCUGGCCACCACCGACCGCAGGCGCCGCGACCUGGGCGGCUCAGCUCCCCUUGCCAUCGGCUUUUCUGUGGCCCUGGGACACCUGUUGGCGAUCGACUACACUGGCUGUGGCAUUAACCCUGCUCGGUCCUUCGGCUCGGCAGUGCUCACCCACAACUUCAACAACCACUGGAUCUUCUGGGUGGGGCCCUUCAUCGGGGGCGCCCUGGCCGUGCUCAUCUACGACUUCAUCCUGGCGCCGCGCAGCAGCGACCUCACGGAUCGCAUGAAGGUGUGGACCAGCGGCCAGGUGGAGGAGUACGACCUGGACGGCGAUGACAUCAACUCCAGGGUGGAGAUGAAACCCAAAUAGAGGGGCCGGGCCCAGGCACCGACCUGGGGGGUGCGGGUUUGGGGGGGUGGAGGGCGGGCGGGCUGAAAUCCGUAUUGCAGACACUCUGACAAGCUGGCCAAAGGCACUCCCCUGAGUGGACCUGCCUUCGGGGUCAGGCCUCAUUUAGGGGUGUCCAUAUAACUUUCUUUCUCUGUCUCUGUUUCUUGGCCUCGGAGCUUCUUGGGGACCAAGGUUUACCAGUUGCCCCACUCCCCUGAUGUCACGGAGGAGGUAAAAGAGAGGCCCUCAGAGUGUAGCCUUUUCUGGCCUGGAGGGGUGCCAGGCAGU